Physeter macrocephalus (sperm whale) is the source of this 1218-nucleotide messenger RNA. It is a transcript of the gene EREG, whose product is annotated as epiregulin. Gene Ontology annotation, molecular function: epidermal growth factor receptor binding; growth factor activity. The record is from RefSeq and is a predicted model, not a curated record. The transcript has 5 exons. NCBI's taxonomy places the organism in Eukaryota, Metazoa, Chordata, Mammalia, Artiodactyla, Physeteridae. The coding region runs from base 136 to 627 and encodes 163 amino acids. Gene Ontology annotation, biological process: positive regulation of mitotic nuclear division; epidermal growth factor receptor signaling pathway; positive regulation of cell population proliferation.
GUGUCGGAGAGAAGAGCUGCUGACGCGUGGCCCCCGCAGCUCCCGCCGCCGCCGCCGCCGCCGCCGCCGCCCCACCGACCCCUCCCGCCGCCCAGACCACGCCUGCGCCCCGCACACGCUGACGCGAGGAGGAAGAUGGAGCCGCGCCGUGCCGGCUGGGUCCCCGCGCCGCUGCUCUGCCUAGGUUUCCAUCUUCUACAAGCAGUUCUCAGUACGACUGUGAUUCCUUCAUGUAUCCCAGGAGAGUCCGAAGAUAACUGCACAGCUUUAGUUCAGACAGAAGAUAAUCCACGUGUGGCUCAAGUGUCAAUAUCAAAGUGUAGCUCUGACAUGAGCGGCUACUGUUUUCAUGGACAGUGCAUCUACCUGGUAGACAUGCGUGAAAAUCACUGCAGGUGUGAAGUGGGUUACACUGGUGUCCGAUGUGAGCACUUCUUUUUAACCGUCCAAAAACCUCUGAGCAAAGAGUAUGUGGCUUUGACUGUGAUUCUUGUUAUCUUGUUCCUCGUCAUAGUUGCUGGCUCUGUAUACUAUUUCUGCAGAUGGUACAGAAAUCGAAAAAGUAAAGAACCAAAGACGGAAUAUGAAAGAGUGACCUCAGGGGAUCCAGCAUUGCCACAAGUCUGAAUGGUGCCAUUAAGCUUACGGGCAGGGAUGCACUGCAUACCUGGUUACGUUAAUAUUCCUAUUUUAUUAAUAAUAUUUAUGUGGGGUCAUGUGUUAAGUCAACAAUGAUGUAUUUUAAUAUACAAAGAAGAGUUUUUAUUUUUGUUUUAUUUUUGACAGACUGUUUGCUAAUGUAUAAUGUACACAAAUAUUUACUAUAGAAAGAAAAUGGAUAUUUUUGUAAGAAAUGCUUUAUUGAAAGCUUUUUUGCCUGCUGUACAAUGCAUAAGUGAGCAAUGCCCAGUUCAUUGUUCAGGACGUGUCAGCAAGUGACAGGUUUCUGUAAGCCUAAAUAUAUGGUCAAAUCAAUUUAAUAAGUGUAUAUUUCUACUCCUCGAAUCAAUGAUAGUUGGUUUGACUAUAUCAUAGUCUGAUGUAUGAGUUAGCACCACUGUGCCAUGUGUCAAAACAGUAAUGCUGUGGGAAUUGGGGAGAAGCAAAUAUAGAUCACGUGCUAAACACUACUUAUUUGAAACAAACUAAACCCCGGAGGGCUCUGCUCCCUCCACGCACAUCCUUAGCUAUAACUCACUGUUUGUCUGCCUGGGGAGA